GAGCUAUUCAGGAACAAGUCAAAACGGUGGUUACAAUUAUCAUAUGCUCGUCACCAAAGCGGACAAAGUCGCUCACUUCAAUCUCUACCUCUGGAACCCAGCAUGGCGACACUCACAAUAAUUGACUUGACUGGGGACUUGACGAUUAUGGUCGGUGCGAAGCUUGCUGCCGGCAUUCCGAGCCGAUUCUAAGUGUCUCGCCAUACCAUGUGUCUUGCUUGCCCUGUGUGGAGCAAGAUGCUUAUGGGAAAGCUCAGUGAAAGCUCAUUGGACACUGUAGAAUUCCCCCACGAUGGUCCUGAUGCAAUGGAAAUCGUUCUCCGAAUCGCUCAUCUCCAAUUCGACAAGAUCUUGGAUUCCGGACUGAGUCACGUUAUUUUGGCUCAGAUGGCAAAUCUGGUGGAGACACACGAUCUGUAUCAUCUUAUAAAAGCCUUUUCGUGCCGUUGGCUGGAAUACUUCUGCGAUGAAAUCACAGUAAAUUCCCCUUCGAUCGCUUGGGUCUUUGGCGAGGAGAAAAUGUUCAAAGAUUGCUUCAUAGAUCUAGUCAAAGCCACUAAUAAGCAGGAUGAUGAGCGAGGAAUUACUGAACGCUGCAUCCGGGAGCUGUCAACCCCAGCAGGCAUUGGUGAUGUUAUCAUGAGCGUCAGGGGCAAGGCUAUUGACAGAAUCCUCAGCAUAUUCCACAUAGCCAUGCAAGGUAUAGAGAACGAUACCGCUAUGCAAUGCGUCGUGGAGGAAUCACGCUGUUAUGGUCAUCGCAUUAGCAUGAUUACAGAGCCGUUGCGAAGGCUUAAGCUGUUGCCACUGCCAUCCGAAGGGGAAGAGAUCAGUGUGUCAGUUAACAAUGUCGAGGCUGAGCUGGCCGACACAAUGCAGUAUCCAGAGUCAGAUGAGCAACAUGAAGACUGUUAUGACGACAUAUAUCGGUAGUCGAAAGACUUUAAGAGUGUCUGGAGGAUUGAUCGCCUUAUUGGGGCUGAGUGGCCUUACCUAGAGACCUUACGCUGAAACGCCACGAAACUUAGAGUUUAAG
Molecule: messenger RNA, 1036 nt
Organism: Pseudovirgaria hyperparasitica
Lineage: Eukaryota; Fungi; Ascomycota; Dothideomycetes; Acrospermales; Acrospermaceae
Exons: 2
Coding region: 208-933 (241 amino acids)
Source: RefSeq, a predicted model, not a curated record